AUGGAUGUACGGACGGGAACGAAGAGGGCGGCAAAGAAGAUUCCAAAGUAUUUUGUGGAAGAUGCGGAUCGAUUUCUACAGGAGAUUGAGAUCAUGAAAGGACUGGAUCAUCCGAACAUAGUGCGGUUGUUCGAGUCUUUUGAAGAUACCAAGGACAUUUAUCUCAUUAUGGACUUUUGUGCAGGUGGUGAACUCUUUGACCGACUUGUGGAUGGAGGCACAUUCAACGAAGCACUCGCCUCCCGUAUCAUGCUCCAAGUGCUUCAGGCUGUAGCCUACUGCCAUUCGCGCCGAGUGGCACAUCGCGACCUAAAACCCGAAAACUUCCUCUUCCUGAACCAGUCCCCUUGGUCGCCCCUCAAACUUAUUGACUUUGGACUGGCCUCCAAGUUCACACCCGGCAUCCCAAUGCGCACCAAGGCCGGUACGCCCUACUAUGUUUCCCCCCAGGUUCUCGAGGGCCGUUAUGGUCCAGAGUGUGAUGUAUGGAGCGCCGGCAUUAUCAUGUACAUCCUACUGUGCGGUUACCCACCCUUCAAUUCUUACUCAGACCGCGGCAUCAUGCAAAAGGUUCGCGAGGCACAACUAGAAUUCCCUAUGGCAGAAUGGGCCAGCGUCUCUCGCGAUGCGAAAGACCUUAUUCAAAAAUUACUCACACGACAUCCGAAAAAAAGAAUCACCGCAGAGCAAGCUCUCAAACACCCUUGGCUCGCCUCACACAGCACCGAACAGGUGCCUCGAUUCGGUGUCGAACUGCUCGAAAAGUUCCGACGCUUCCAAGGCCUUAGCCGACUGAAGAAAAUCGCGCUCACAAUCAUGGCCCAGCACAUAGAUGAAGGAGAAAUCGCUGGAUUGCGCGAAAUAUUCAUGGCCUUAGACACCUCAGGAGACGGUGUACUCUCCGUAGACGAGAUCAGAGCCGGCAUCGGACGAGCCGGCUUCAAGAAGCUACCCGCCGACCUGGACACCAUGCUCCGCGAAGUUGACACCUCUGGAACAGGCACCAUCGACUUCACAGAGUUCAUUGCAGCCUGUCUCCACCAGUCACAAUACAGACAAGACGAAAUGUGCAGAAAAGCCUUCACCAUCUUCGACAUCAACCACGACGGCAAAAUCAGCGCCGAAGAACUCGAGACUGUCUUCCACCUGGCCAGCGGCGAAAGCGACGACGCCGCAACCCAUGAAGUCAAACAGGCUUUACGGGAAGCAGACGCAGACGGGGAUGGAGAAAUAUCGUUUAAGGAGUUCGUCAGCCUCAUGCGGAGAGUACCAUCGAGGACUCUGCUCGGCUCCUGCCCGGAGGAAGCCGCAGGCAUGAUGGUCCGGGUUAGCUCCCGUCCGAACAUCCUACGGCGACACCCAUCCGAUAUCGUCGCCCAACCUCAGAGGAGCGCCAGUCUUCACCUCUGGGACAAGUACUGA
Gregarina niphandrodes is the source of this 1422-nucleotide messenger RNA. Its product is annotated as calcium/calmodulin-dependent protein kinase. Gene Ontology annotation, molecular function: calcium-dependent protein serine/threonine kinase activity; calcium/calmodulin-dependent protein kinase activity; calcium ion binding. Gene Ontology annotation, cellular component: nucleus; cytoplasm. Bases 1 to 1422 code for a protein of 473 amino acids. Lineage: Eukaryota; Apicomplexa; Conoidasida; Eugregarinorida; Gregarinidae. The transcript has 2 exons. The record is from RefSeq and is a predicted model, not a curated record. Gene Ontology annotation, biological process: intracellular signal transduction; peptidyl-serine phosphorylation; protein autophosphorylation.